This is a messenger RNA of Bacidia gigantensis, 1476 nucleotides long. RefSeq lists its product as uncharacterized. NCBI's taxonomy places the organism in Eukaryota, Fungi, Ascomycota, Lecanoromycetes, Lecanorales, Ramalinaceae. Gene Ontology annotation, molecular function: iron ion binding; monooxygenase activity; oxidoreductase activity, acting on paired donors, with incorporation or reduction of molecular oxygen. The transcript has 2 exons. The coding region runs from base 1 to 1476 and encodes 491 amino acids. The record is from RefSeq and is a predicted model, not a curated record.
AUGGCAAAGCUUGUCAUGUCUCUCCCUGAGAACAUUCACCCUCACACCUUCAUCCACUACCUGAAGCAAACGUACGACCUUCCAGACGUCUUCUACGUCGACACAUGGCCAGUGGGUGAUCAAAUCUGUGCCGUUGUCAACCCAGAGCUGGCGCAAUAUGUCACGGUUCAGCACUCCCUACCAAAGCAUCCGGCCCUAGAAAGAACAUUGAAUCAUAUCACUGGUUUCAAAUCUCUAGUCGGCCUGGAAGGGCAGGAGCAUAAGAGGUGGAGAGCCGUCUUCAACCCCGGCUUUUCCACAGCGCAUUUGAUGACGCUCGUAAGUGGCAUUGUCGAUGACUGUACGGUUUUCCGUGAUAUUCUUGUCAAACAUGCCGAAAAAGGGGACAGAUUUCUACUAGAGGAAGCGGCAACGGGAGUCACAAUCGAUGUGAUUGGGAGAGCUGUGCUGCGUAGCGAUGCAUCUAUGAAUGCACAAACUUCAGAAAACGAGUUCGUCGAAGCGUUCCGCAGUCAACUCACCUGGCUCCCCAAAUCGGGUGACAUGAAUCCAUUCAGAAUCUUCAACCCUGUACGGCCGUUCAUUUUCCUGUACAAUGAGUACAGAAUGAAUCGCUAUCUGACCAAGGUCGUUUCAAAUCGGCUGCAAACCCGCCAUGACCUCGAGAAUGGGAACGAAGAGAAGAAGAAGCGUGGAAAGCCAAUCCUAGACCUUGCUCUCGACGAGUACCGGGCAGAGGAAGGGAAGGGCUCGACUAAAAACCUCGACGCGGGCUUCUUGAAGGGGGUCAUGCCCCACAUCAAAGUCUUCAUGUUUGCUGGCCACGACACAACAAGCUCAACAAUAUGCUAUGCCGCAAAGGCCAUUUCAGAAAACCCAGAAGUUCUCCAGAAAUUUCGCGCCGAGUGUGACGAAGUGUUCGGUCCCAAUAUCGAACAGACAGCGCAGAAGAUCAAGGAUGACCCACGUAUCAUCAACCGCCUCACGUACACCGUUGCUGUAAUCAAAGAGACCCUCCGCCUCUUCCCAGCAGCUAGCAGUGUCCGCCUGGGCCAACCAGGCUACAUGCUGCAACACGAAGGUCGUCAAUACCCCACAGACACAUUCAUGACAUGGCCCGUUGCCCACGCCCUACACCAUUCCCCCAAGUUCUGGCCUGAAGCAGAGUCCUUCAUUCCCGAGCGAUGGCUGGUGAAAGAAGGUGACCCGCUCUUUCCCAUCAAGGGAGCAUACAGACCAUUCGAAUGGGGCCCGCGCAAUUGUAUUGGUCAAGAGCUAGCAAUGAUAGAAUCCCGAGUCGCUUUAGUGCUCAUGCUCCGUGAUCUCACGAUCGAGGUAGCUUAUGACGAGGGCAAGGACGUGAAGAAGUCUGGCGGGCUGCCCAGGACGACGCCGGAGGGAGAGCGAGCGUAUCAGAUUCUGAUCGCUACGGCCAAGCCUGCUGAAGGCAUGCCUGUGAGGAUGAAAAGGGGGUAA